Messenger RNA from Episyrphus balteatus (marmalade hoverfly), 1038 nucleotides. RefSeq lists its product as uncharacterized. Bases 142 to 1029 code for a protein of 295 amino acids. The record is from RefSeq and is a predicted model, not a curated record. NCBI's taxonomy places the organism in Eukaryota, Metazoa, Arthropoda, Insecta, Diptera, Syrphidae. The transcript is spliced from 2 exons.
AUUCAAUUUGAAUCAACUGUCAAGCAAUUUUGCAUGUCUAUUCAAUCAUUCUUUGUUUUAUUAUUCAAUAAAAAUUAAAAAUAAUUAUAAAUAAAAACCGUCUAUUCACUUUUGAAAAUACACAAACCGAAUCUCUUGAUUAUGCUAAAAUACACCGAUGGACGAUCGAUUAGAGUGCUUGCAUUUCUGGAGGCUUACGAAAGGCAAACAUGCCUUUGGGAUACUACCUUGGAUAGCUAUAAAAAUAAAUUAGAUCGUGACCAGGCGUACAUGGCAAUAAUUAAAGAGCUCAAUGUACCAUCAUUAACGGUUCAUGAUAUCAAAUUGAAAGUCAAAGGCAUAAGGACGACAUAUACAAAAGAAUUAAGAAUUUUAAAUGCUCACAAAAGAUUGGGGAAGGCAUAUAAACCCAAAUUGUUUUGGUUCAACAGAGCUAAUUCAUUUUUGAAAAAUGUAUGCGUUUCCAGACGCAGGAAAGAAUUUUGUCCAAAAUUGGAACUUGAAAGUCAACCUGAUUGCAAAGAUUACACUGUUGAAUAUGGUGAUGAACCUUAUGACGGUGAAGAAAUGGAAGCCGUAAAUGAACUAAACGAUGACGAACAAUCUCAAAAUAACGAAAAUGAACAAGACUUUAAAGCUUAUAUGCAAGUUGUAAAUGAAGAUGAAACAGAAAAAUAUCAAAUAAAAGAACAACAAACACCAAUAUAUAUCGAACAAAGUUAUGAUGAGCCUUUACCUACACCACCACCUCCAACCCAACCAAGCACAGAUAAUCCUCGAAUAAAUAAUAAUAAGCAUGAAGUAACAACAAACACGUUCGAUGUAUCACCGUCACCAGCAUUAAAAGAAGAUGAAUUUGAUUUAUUCUGUCGCAGUGUAGCUGGUCAGCUCCGUGCCAUUCCGGAUUCGUAUUCCCGAUCACUAGCAAAACUGAAAAUUCAACAAAUUCUCUUCGAAGCAGAAACUGGUCACUAUAAGAAUAGUCCUUGCAUUACAAUACCAAUUGUUCAACAAAUAAAUGGCGUGUAAUUCUAACAA